Molecule: messenger RNA, 1701 nt
Organism: Saccharomyces mikatae IFO 1815
Lineage: Eukaryota; Fungi; Ascomycota; Saccharomycetes; Saccharomycetales; Saccharomycetaceae
Gene: PHO8
Product: alkaline phosphatase PHO8
Exons: 1
Coding region: 1-1701 (566 amino acids)
Biological process (GO): dephosphorylation
Cellular component (GO): fungal-type vacuole membrane
Molecular function (GO): alkaline phosphatase activity
Source: RefSeq, a predicted model, not a curated record
AUGAUGACUCACACAUUAGCAGGCGAACAGACACGUCUUGUUCCUGGGUCUAACUCAACUUCUCGUUCAAGGGAGAGGCGUAUUUCAAAAAGAUCUAAGAUAAUCGUAUCCACGGUGGUCUUUAUUGGGUUGCUGCUAGUUUUAGUGCAACUGGCAUUUCCAAGCAGUUUUGUAUUACGUUCUUCUUCGCAUAAGAAGAAGAAUGUCAUAUUCUUUGUCACAGAUGGGAUGGGGCCCGCAUCUUUGUCCAUGGCAAGAUCAUUUAAUCAACAUAUUCAUGAUUUGCAGAUAAAUGACAUUCUGACACUCGACCAGCAUUUUAUCGGCUCCUCCAGAACAAGAUCUUCGGACUCACUAGUCACCGAUUCAGCUGCGGGGGCCACCGCAUUUGCAUGUGCAUUAAAGAGUUAUAAUGGGGCAAUCGGAGUGGAUCCGGAUCACAAACCUUGUGGCACGGUGCUCGAGGCAGCUAAAUUGGCAGGUUAUCUCACUGGGCUUGUGGUUACAACGAGAAUCACAGAUGCCACUCCAGCCUCAUUUAGCUCUCAUGUUGACUACAGGUGGCAAGAGGAUCUCAUCGCUACACACCAGUUGGGUGGAUACCCCCUUGGAAGAGUGGUAGAUUUACUAAUGGGUGGUGGCAGAAGCCAUUUCUACCCGCAGGGCGAGGAGGCUUCUCCAUACGGUCAUCAUGGCUCUAGAAAAGAUGGAAGAGAUUUGAUUGAUGAGGCUCAGUCCAAUGGCUGGCAGUACGUCGGCGACCGUGAAAGCUUCGAUUCUUUGCUGAAUAGCCACGGUGAGAACGUUACUUUACCGUUACUGGGCCUCUUCGCAGAUAACGAUAUUCCAUUUGAAAUCGACAGAGACGAAAAGGAGUAUCCCUCACUCAAGGAGCAAGUCACCGUGGCUUUGAAUGCUUUGGAAAGAGCUUCCAGCGAGGACAAAGACUCAAAUGGUUUUUUUUUGAUGGUGGAAGGCUCCAGAAUCGAUCAUGCUGGCCACCAGAACGACCCUGCCUCACAAGUCAGGGAGGUUCUAGCCUUUGAUGAGGCAUUCCAGUAUGUUUUAGAGUUCGCUGAAAAUUCUGACACUGAAACUGUGUUGGUGUCCACAUCAGAUCAUGAAACAGGUGGUUUAGUCACUUCAAGACAGGUCACUGUUAGUUAUCCGGAGUAUGUCUGGUAUCCCCAAGUACUUGCCAACGCCACCCAUUCCGGUGAGUUUUUGAAAACGAAGCUGGUAGGUUUUGUCCAUGAACAUGAAGGUUCAAUUAGUAAGAUCGAAGAUUUUAUCAAGUAUGAGAUCCUGGAAAAGGAUUUGGGUAUCUAUGACUACACGGAUAACGACGUGGAAACAUUAAUCCAUCUGGGUGACAACGCAAAUGCUGUUCAGGACAAAUUGAAUGACAUGGUUUCAUUUAGGGCUCAAAUUGGCUGGACUACACAUGGCCACAGUGCAGUCGAUGUUAACAUUUAUGCAUACACCAAUAAGAAAACUACAUGGUCAUAUAUAUUGGAGAGUUUACAAGGUAAUCAUGAAAAUAUCGAAAUUGGCCAUUUCUUAGAAAACUACUUGGAACUAAACUUGAGUAAAGUCACUGAUUUGAUUAGUGACACCAAACACUCAUCAGAUUUUGAUUCUGCAGAAGUAGCCAAUGAGGUGCCUCAUUAUGAUGAAUACUAUCAUGAAUUGUCCAAUUGA